CUUCUCCCUGAAGGCACUGAAAAGUGAAAAAACACACACACACUCGCACUAAGAAAGUGAGCUACUAUUAAAUUCAUCAUACCUUACAUUCAUUCAUUCAUUCCCAUUCCUUCCCGCCCUAAAUUUUGGGAUUCUCGAAUCUUCUUCGCUAAGCCCAUUCGAAAAUGGUGCCAUUCCUCUCCUUCGCAUUCUUCUUCUUCUUCACCAUGGCAUCGAGUGGCUAUGCUUGGGUUGGCGUGAACUGGGGAACCAUGGCGACUCACAAGCUUCCACCUGAGAAGGUGGUGAAGAUGCUCAAUCAAAAUGGGAUCCAAAACCUCAAGCUGUUUGAUGCUGAUUACCGGAUUAUGGCUGCAUUGAUGGGGACUCAAAUCCAGGUCAUGGUUGCAAUUCCCAAUAUCAUGUUGGAUCAGAUUAGUCACAGUCCUGAAAUUGCUGAUUCUUGGCUUUAUGAAAAUGUCACCAGUUAUUUGUACACUGGUGGCGUCAAUAUCAAGUAUAUUGCGGUGGGUAAUGAGCCUUUCCUUAAAGCAUAUAAGGGAAACUAUCUCAAUAAAACUCUGCCAGCUCUAAAGAACAUACAGAAGUCAGUGGAUAAUGCUGGGCUGAGUUCAAAGAUUAAGGUCACUGUUCCAUUCAAUGCUGACAUUUACUAUUCACCAGACUCAAAUCCAGUGCCAUCAGCUGGUGACUUCAGGCCUGAAGUACGAGACCUCAUCGUUGAAAUCAUCCAGUUCUUGUAUUCAAACAAUGCACCUUUUGUUAUCAACAUCUACCCUUUCCUUAGUCUAUAUAGCAACGAUCACUUCCCAUUGGAUUUUGCAUUUUUUGGUGGGAGCAAAAUGCCACUCAGGGAUGGUAAUAACACACUCUACACAAAUGUGUUUGAUGCAAACCUUGAUACCCUUCUGUGGGCUCUUGACAAGGCAGGGUAUCCUGACAUGAAGGUUAUAGUUGGAGAAGUUGGUUGGCCAACUGAUGGUGAUAAGAAUGCUAAUGCCCUGAAUGCAAAGAGUUUCAACCUGGGCUUGAUUAAACAUGUUCUGAGUGGCAAAGGCACCCCUAAAAGGAAAGGCAUAAUUGACUUGUAUCUGUUUAGCCUCAUUGAUGAGAAUGCCAAGAGUGUUGCUCCUGGGAACUUUGAGAGGCACUGGGGGAUUUUUGAGUUUGAUGGCAAGCCAAAGUAUGAAUUGGACAUAACAGGUAAAAAUAAGGAAAAGGGACUGAUCCCUGUGGAAGGUAUAAAGUACCUGGAAAAGAAAUGGUGUAUAUUGGAUCCAGAUGCUACUGACUUGGAUAAUUUGGCUAAUAGUAUUGACUAUGCUUGUAGCCAAUCUGAUUGUACUUCCCUUGGCUAUGGCUCAACUUGUAACAAUCUAAGUGUCCAAGGGAAUGCUUCUUAUGCCUUCAAUAUGUACUAUCAAGUGCAUAAUCAAAGGGAUUGGGACUGUGAGUUCUCUGGCUUGGCUAUCAUAACAGAUGAGGAUCCAUCAGAAAAGGAUUGCCAAUUCCCUGUGAUGAUCUCUCGUGGUUCUUCUUUUCUACUUCAUGGAGGACAUUCAGACAUUCUAAAGAAAGCUGUGGAGGUUUUAAUUUUUGUGGUGUUUUUGCUCUAGCUGACAGAUUUAGGAAGGAAUGCAGUACAUAAAACGUGUUCGUCACAGAUAUAGUUUUUCUAUUGAUUACCUUUAGGAACAUGCUAUGAACGUGUAAAGUUCUUUUCAUUCUGUAAAGAAUUCAUGGACUCCAGCAGGACUUCAGCAAGACAGUUUGGAACAUUCCUGUUACAUUUUUUUUAACUAUAAAUUGCUCUUCUUUCUGAUCUCUCCUUAUAUAUUUGUCACGCUAGAUUUUGAAUUUUGAAAACAAUAAUGUUGGUGCAUUUUGUGGGUUCUUGGGUUUCAAACUUGGUCUGUAAUUUUUUGAAGUGUUUCUCUG
Lotus japonicus is the source of this 1938-nucleotide messenger RNA. Its product is annotated as glucan endo-1,3-beta-glucosidase 8. Gene Ontology annotation, cellular component: plasma membrane. The transcript has 2 exons. Gene Ontology annotation, molecular function: hydrolase activity, hydrolyzing O-glycosyl compounds. The record is from RefSeq and is a predicted model, not a curated record. Bases 165 to 1616 code for a protein of 483 amino acids. Gene Ontology annotation, biological process: carbohydrate metabolic process. Lineage: Eukaryota; Viridiplantae; Streptophyta; Magnoliopsida; Fabales; Fabaceae.